Molecule: messenger RNA, 950 nt
Organism: Lactuca virosa
Lineage: Eukaryota; Viridiplantae; Streptophyta; Magnoliopsida; Asterales; Asteraceae
Source: the annotation of a GenBank genome assembly
GUGUAUAAAUACACAUAAACACACUGAUUUCGGAUUCUAAACUGGGGCGCCCAUUGUUGUCUCUUCCUUUACUACUUCCGUAAAAUCCAACAUUUUUUUGAUUUACAUUGAUCGGAUGAAACUUAACUCAGAAGGAGUGGGCAGUGUUGGUAGUGGUUGCCGGAUUUUGCCGUUGCCGCCGCCGGAGACAGUAGUUAUGACCAAUCACGGAGGACGAAUAGAAGCUGAAAGGAUCUACGAAACCGCCGGAGCGACAAAGUUCAUGAGGAUCAUAGAAGAAGAGUGUAAUUCGUCUAGUAGUUCGUCGAUCGGCAAAAAUAGCGACGACGACGACGACGGCGGCGAUCAGGAAGGUGAUGCUCAAAGUCCUUAUAGAUAUGAUCAUCAGAAUAAGAACGAAAUCAGCAAUGGUUCUCUCGAUGAUGCAAUUCAAGCUCUUGAGGAAGCGCUUCCGAUCAGAAGAGGAAUAUCAACGUUCUACAACGGGAAAUCAAAAUCAUUCACAUCUUUAACCGAAAUGUGGCCCUCAUCUAAACCAUCAAUACAUGAAAUUGCAAAACCAGAUAACGCGUACACAAGAAAACGAAGAAAUCUUGUAGCUUCCACUAUUUUAUCGCAUAAAAACAAGAACCACACUGCGUUCCAACUAUCGGGUAUCAAUAUGGGACGAAUAUCAAAGAAAGCCAAAUCCUCCACAUUGCGGUUUACUUCAGAAAACAAAGAUCUUGAGUUAAAUAAGAAGAACAUGUCUUCGAUUAGAUCGUUUUCGAUGGUGAAUUUGCAUCGAUGUGGUUCUAGAUUUAUUGAAAAUUGUUAGUUUGGAAGUUGGGAGGAUGGAUUUAUGAGUAAAUAGGUUAUAAUAACUAACAUGUGCAGUGUCCUUUGGUAUUUUAUGGGCGUAAGGAAAAAAUGUUUGGGUCAUUUAUUAAUGAGAAAUGCACUUUUUUUUA